Molecule: messenger RNA, 1965 nt
Organism: Guyanagaster necrorhizus
Lineage: Eukaryota; Fungi; Basidiomycota; Agaricomycetes; Agaricales; Physalacriaceae
Exons: 10
Coding region: 43-1692 (549 amino acids)
Source: RefSeq, a predicted model, not a curated record
GUUCGCCCUGUGCCUCACAGCGGAAUUUGACGACGGACCACAAUGACUUCACCAGGCGCAUACGCGUUGAAAACGCCCUACUAUCUCGUUGGAAUUUAUGUUUUCUUUCUUGAAGGCAUAAAUUUUCUGGCAUUCUUGCCAUCGCCGUUCGCCAACGUUGUCGCCACACAGCUCUGGUUUCUAUCCUCAGCGCUGUUUGCGGUCUCUAUCAUUCUGUUCAUGUACCUUACAUUCACAACACUCCUUCUCGGUGCAGUCAAGUCUUUGGCCUAUUUUGUGCCAUUUCCUAAUGCGCCUGCGGUCCCGAGUGAGUGGCGAUGGGAGUUGGUUCAGGAUGUCUAUCUAUCCUUGUUCUCUUUGGGCGUUGCAUUCAACCACGCUCUGUACAGUGGCGGAUUUGGCUUAGAGUCACCAAAGGAUAUUUCCGAGCGAGUCUUUGGGCUCCUUGGUCAUGUGUGUGCUGCCCUUAUCUUGGAGGUUGAGAUCGUUGGAGGUAUGAUUGGGGUUAUCGUCCUCAGCAAAGUCGUGGUGUCCUUGUGGCCAUGGAAGGUAGAUGAAGAUCUUGAGAGAGGACCUAUGUUCAUGUCAAGUGUUUGGGAUGAAGCGAAGGAAACGGCAGUGCAGGUUGUCUUCUGGUUUUUAUUCGCUUUCUUCGUCACAUUCAUCUUUUCUACAUAUCUUUACGUUUCAGUCGACCGUUUUCACUUUGACACGAUGCAACGCAUGAUGGAACUGUGUAGCAUACGACCUCCAAGAUCAUUGGAACAAGACGUUGAGAUGGAUGACGAAUAUAAGGUUACCAUAACGCAGCCACGGGACCAUAACGACAGUAUUGUCGACAACCUCAAUAAUAUUGUCCACAUCUCAACAUCUCCGCAGCCACGGGACCGAAAGUCUUCUCAAGUUCCCCAUUUGACUACUGCAGAGGUAGAAUCGCCGGCAAAAAGGACGCAUGACCGAGACUUAGUCAUUCUCUUGUCAAAGAUGUCUUUGUCAAUCUCCAACCUGUCGCUUAUAUAUAACCGCAUCUUGUGCGAACUACACUCGGACCUUCCCUUUUGCAGGAAAAGGUCACUCACGCAUUAUGCGCUUGUCAUCUGCGGGACAGCGUCCUCAAGGUCAACAAUUUUAAGUUUAAUGAUCCCGUUUCGAUCCUUGGCUUCUGACGCUUAUAUACCUCAAUGUCAGCACCUCACUGCCGGGUCUCUUCUUCGCGCAGAGUCGCCAGUCGCGGUGGGCGUCGUCGCUUUUCAAAGGCGACUUUAUACUACUAAGUGGGACCUGAACGCAGUUCAGUAUUUGUCAAUGCAUUCAAUAAGCGCAGCGGAAUUCUCUUUGAGAGACGCUCUAUCUCGAUGGGGUCCUGGACUACGAGUGGAAUCCAUUUCUAUCUUCGGUCGAACCCAUAAGGUCCUGCCAGGGGCGAUUGAAUCCCCCCAACAAACCAAAGACCAGGAUAAAAUGACAUACUUCACUCGCCUUGCAAUCGCUCUUACUCUAGCCGCGACCUUGGUGAACGCAGCCCCCGCCAUGGAGGAAAGAGGCGAAGUCAUCCCCAUGUCGACUUUGACCUUCACCAGGAUCGAGUGGACGCUCAUCCCAACGAGCCCGUACCUGACAACGACUGAGUUUCCGUUUACUGUCACACAAUUUUCAACUGUUGAAAAUGCGCAAGCGACACCGUCGGCGUAGUGGUAUUGAUGAGAUUUACAUACCUGUUAUGUUAUGGUGAUGCCUCGCUGUCUCCUCAGGCCUUCCUUCCUUCCUUAGUUACCCUUCUUACUUCGCUUCUCUGUCUUUCUCCUUCGACUAGUAGUAUCUACACAUCGCAGUCAUUUGGCUCAUGGUCAAUCCUAGCUUCAACAUACUAGGACUUUGUAGAAUGUUCUUAUACCCAGAGCGAAGGAGUAUAUCGUUAAUUAGUCAAUCUUACCUUUGCUUUACGCACUGGCAUCAUCAUCUGUC